Chenopodium quinoa (quinoa) is the source of this 1374-nucleotide messenger RNA. RefSeq lists its product as uncharacterized. The coding region runs from base 514 to 1110 and encodes 198 amino acids. The record is from RefSeq and is a predicted model, not a curated record. The transcript has 5 exons. NCBI's taxonomy places the organism in Eukaryota, Viridiplantae, Streptophyta, Magnoliopsida, Caryophyllales, Amaranthaceae.
UGGUUAUUUGAAGGUGGUAAAAAUCAAAAUUUCCAAAAAAAAAAAUUGAAAAGAAAAAUGGAAAUGUAAAAUAACUCUAAUCUGUACUACCAUUUUCUCACACUUGUGUACUACCAUUUUACCCAAUUCUCCAUUUUUCCCAAUUCACUUUUCCCCCAAUUCAUUCUAGCAAUCUGAAAAAACCUCAAAUUCUCCAUUUCCCCAAUUCCCAAAAUUUUGAGGCCAUAAAUUAUUAAAAAGAAUACUUAAAAAGUGAGAGGAACGUAGUGACGAAGACGACAUUCAGGCGGUGGCUGGUAGUUCGAUGCUCAGAACGGAGGUGGCUGGUUGCUCGAACUUCUUCAGGCGGCGAUAAAUUUAGUGGGUAGUUGCUCGAACUUCUUCAAGCGGCGAUAAAUUUAGUGGGUAGUUGCUCAAACUUCAGGCGGCGUUUUCCCCAUAUUCAUCUUGCAUGUCGGAUUGCUCAAAUUUCUAUUCAAGGAAAUUAGUAAAACCAACAAAGACAAUCAUCUAAUGUUAGAUGAUAUGCACAAUUUGGGUCGUAAGUCAUUUGUCAUUUUACGCCAUGAGUUGCAACAACCAGAUUCGGAUAAGCAAGAACCUUCCCAAGCAAAGGUUUAUAAGGAAUCAAGAAAGAGAGUUGCCGGAAGGACAUACCUUACCAACUAUGAAAAAGCAAAAGAGAAUAUUGCCAAAAUGGAAGCUUUAGAAACUUCCCAACAUGAAGAUGGUAACAACUCUAAGGACCCUUACUCCGAAGUGAUUCCGGAUCCUGUGCGCCUUCAUGGAAAAGGUGUGAAAAAGGCAGAUUUGAAGGAAAAAGCUAAAAAGUCAGAUUUUAUAUUCCCAGAGGAAUUCUUAGCAAGUAUGCAAGCACAAUUAGUACAACAACUUGCACCAAGCGUUACAACUGCAGUUUUGACUCAACAUCAGGAAGCUAACCCGGAGAUUAAUCUUGUAGUUCCUGAUUUUGUGAUGCCAUUAGUUCGAAAUGAUGCAUCUAGUGCACCACAUCAGCUCACUAACAAGACUAACCAGAAUGGACAAUCCAAAUCUGGUGCAACAGUUAAUCAGGUGCAUGACGAGCUAGAUGGAGAUGAAGUACAUUGACUAGGCAUCCAACAAAUAGUGCGUAAAUGUUAUUGGCGACACUUGUUGAUUUAGUUCGAUGAGCUUCUGAAGAUUUGGAACUGUUUGCCUAUAUAUAUAUAUAUUGAGAUCUAUUGUAUUUUGCACAAUUGUUAAAUUAAUUAGUAAACAUUUAUAUAUCAAUAUCGCGCGGUAGUGUCAUAUGAAAACAAUAUUUUGUAAUGUAUUUAACGUACGUACUUAGGAGAUUGUUAUAAAUUUAAUGUAAUUUUAUAUUUAGUAUUA